Mesorhabditis spiculigera is the source of this 1455-nucleotide messenger RNA. The record is from the annotation of a GenBank genome assembly. NCBI's taxonomy places the organism in Eukaryota, Metazoa, Nematoda, Chromadorea, Rhabditida, Rhabditidae.
AUGCCCUUCUUCCUAAAGAAAGGCCGAGGACGCGGCGGCGGCAAGGCGCCGGGCGCGACGGUUGGCAACACGCAGCGAAAGCGACGGAAGAACGAUGACGACGAGGCCCCGCGGGUCGGACGACGAAGAAAGUUGGAGGAGAACGAGGAGAUUUUGUCGGACGACGAGUAUUCUGGCGGUGAGAGCGACAAGCACGUGUCCGAGGCCUCGGAUGCGGAAUAUGAAGACACGAAGGAGAGCAACUACCGCCAGGCCAAAGAUCUACUCGACAAAUUGUUGGCGGAAGGCGACCUCGGCGAAUCCGCGGACGAGGAAGAAGAAGAACAAUUCGUCGCCGGAAAAUUGCGGGAACACGCUGCCAGCAAAGCUGGCACAUUGCAACGACAGAUCGCUCGCGGGAUCGUGAUAGACGAGGAAAAAGAGAUCUCCCACCGGUCCCACAGAUUUUCCCCGCUCGCCCUUGCCAUUUCCCCGUGCUCGCGUUAUGUUGUCAGUACCGGCAAGGAGUCGCAUGUUAUUAAAUAUGAUCUGCAAGAGAAAAAGACGGUCGGCUCUAUCAAGCGCCAAAAGAAGAUUGCCGCAAGCCAGCAAAAAGCACACUCUGGGCAUAUUUUUGCCGUCGCCAUCUCCCCGGAUGGGAAAUACCUAGCCACUGGAGGUGUCGAUUGUAUCGUAAAGAUCUGGAAUUUCGAGACGCUGGCCCACGUGCGGGACCUCGAGGGCCACCGGCAACCGAUCACGUCGUUGUGCUUCAGACUGCGCACCACACAACUAUUUUCUGCAAGCCGCGAUCGGACAGUCAAGCUGUGGGACCUGGAACAGAUGGGGCUCGUCGACACGAUGUACGGCCAUCAGGACGCCGUUCUUGACAUCGACGCGCUGAACCGGGAGCGCGUCCUCACCUGCGGCGGCCAAGAUCGCACGAUCCGAUUGUGGAAAGUCGACACGGAGAGCCAGCUGAUUCUGAACGGCCUGCAAGAAUGCGUGAGCAUCGACUGCGUGGCGAUGCUGAACGAGGAUCACUUUCUGAGCGGAUCGGCUGACGGCUCACUCUGCGUUUGGUCGGUUUUUAAGAAGAAGCCGACGUGCGUCCGGAAACUUGCGCAUGGAAAGCGAGAAGUUACUGCAGAACCGCACUGGGUGGUCUCCGUCGCCGCGUGCCCCUUCACCGACCUGGCCGCGUCCGGCUCCGGCGAGGGCCAACUCCGGUUGUGGCGCAUCGCGCAAGACUACAGAAGCAUUGUGCUGAUCUACGAGUAUGAAAUGUUUGGCUUCGUGAACGACAUGCGGUUCUCGGCCGACGGCAAGAUUUUGGCGUGCGGCGUCGGCAAGGAGCACAAAUUCGGACGCUGGUGGAUUGACGAGGAUGCGCAAAAUUCAAUCGUCGUCCUAGCGUUGUCGGAUGGAACGAGUGAGCCACCCCGUGAUGAGCCCCUUGGUCGAGAGGCCGACAAC